Carica papaya (papaya) is the source of this 1832-nucleotide messenger RNA. NCBI's taxonomy places the organism in Eukaryota, Viridiplantae, Streptophyta, Magnoliopsida, Brassicales, Caricaceae. The record is from RefSeq and is a predicted model, not a curated record.
CACCAUUAUGCAAACUCACCCCUAACUUUGACAGACAACACAAAAUUCUAUAAUCUACACACACAUGAAGACUACGAAUCACGCCAUGACUCGAUUCUCUGUGCAAAACCCGGGGAGUUCUUCCCAUUGACUCGACCUUGAUUCACUGAGUCACCACCAACCUAUUCCUUCAGAUUCCUUCCUUCCUUGCCUAUCAAAUCUGAGGCAAAUCAAAAUCAUCGCCUUCGUUGCUGUUUUCGUUUUAGGUUAAUUUUCGAGACAUGAACAAGAGAGCUAGAACCAACCCCGAUAAGGCUGUGGUGAAUGUUUGGCAACGGGAGGUCGGUGAGCUCUCCACCCGGAAUUUCGCACACCGUCUCGGCGCCUCCGAGGAUCUUGUGCUCCGGCUUGAAAUUUACAAGAAGCUUGAGAAGCACAGAGGUUGUGUGAACACAGUAAGCUUCAAUGCUGAUGGCGACAUAUUGGUUUCUGGUUCUGAUGACAAGCGGGUCAUGCUUUGGGAUUGGGAGACCGCACGUGUUAAGCUCACAUUCCAUUCUGGCCAUCAUAACAAUGUUUUUCAAGCAAAGAUCAUGCCUUAUUCUGAUGAUCGCAGUAUAGUUACAUGUGCUGCGGAUGGGCAGGUUCGGCAUGCUACAAUUCUGGAAAGUGGAAAGGUGGAGACUUCAUUGCUGGCUAGACAUCAAGGACGAGCUCAUAAAUUGGCUAUUGAACCUGGAAGCCCUCAUAUAUUUUAUACUUGUGGUGAAGAUGGAUUAGUUCAACAUUUUGAUCUGAGGAGUAAAGCCGCCACAGAACUUUUCACAUGCCAUCCCCUUGAUGAUAGGAGGAGUUAUAUGCCGGAAGUUCAUCUAAAUGCAAUUGCAAUUGAUCCAAGGAACCCAAAUUUCUUUGUAGUUGCAGGAUCUGAUGAAUAUGCCCGACUCUACGAUAUUCGUAAAUAUAAAUGGGAUGGUUCAACUGCAUUUGGUCAACCUACGGAUUACUUUUGCCCUCCACAUUUGAUUGGUGAUGAGCAUAUUGGAAUAACAGGCUUGGCCUUCUCUGAUCAGAGCGAGCUUCUUGUCUCAUAUAAUGAUGAGUUCAUCUAUCUUUUUACUCGCAACAUGGGAUUGGGGCCUAAUCCUAUUCCAACCUCUCCUAAGUCUAUGGGCAGUGAUGCUAGUGAAUUGGAAUCUGAUCUUCCCACAGCAGCCUCACCAUCCAAUGUAGAUGCUGAUGAACGAAGUACUCCCCAGGUGUAUAAAGGACACCGGAACUGUGAGACUGUCAAGGGUGUAAGCUUCUUUGGGCCUAAAUGUGAGUAUGUGGUGAGUGGCUCUGAUUGUGGCCGGAUAUUUAUAUGGAGGAAAAAGAAUGGAGAGCUCAUUCGUGUAAUGGAAGCUGAUAAGCAUAUUGUGAACUGCAUUGAGUCUCAUCCGCAUACAACAGUGCUUGCUAGCAGUGGAAUUGAGAGUGAUGUCAAGAUAUGGACUCCCAAGGCCAUUGAGAGAGCUACUUUGCCCAAAAAUAUAGAACAGUCUCGGGGCUGGAUGUACCGUAUAUCCUCACCCCAGGAAUUGAUGCUGCGCUUAUUCUCGGUGCACAGAGGGAGGACUAGUCAAGAGGAUAAUGAUGAGAACUCAGCUGCAGGUCGGGAUCUUCUAGAUCUUAUAUUGACAUUUCAUGCCAACAGUGAUCAUGAUGCUUCUUCGGAUGAUGGAGAUGCUGUCAGUCAUGAGGAUCUAUUUUCUUGAGUAAAUACUUUUUAAACCUUUUGGCGCAUAGAGUGAUAGAAAAUGUAAAUAACUUCGGUUUUGAAUGUAAACAGUAUUGGAUGGGGCUUUUUACAA